ACUACGAAAAAGAACUAAAAAACUAACAGAGCACGGCUGGACAGUUGGAAAAUACGACUAAUUUGAUAAAUAAAAUUUACAGAAAAUCUAAUGCCAUGAUUCGGGAAGACGACCCUCAAUUUAGAAUAACUCCCUUUCAACAAAUGGCAUCUGCAUGUACCGGUGCCCUAAUAACCUCCUUGUUCAUGACACCACUUGAUGUUGUAAAGAUACGAUUGCAGGCCCAGCAGAAAGCUCUUUUAUCAAAUAAAUGUUAUUUGUAUUGCAAUGGUCUCAUGGAACAUUUAUGUCCUUGUGGAGACACUGCAUGGAUACCAAGACGGGUACAUUUUCAUGGAACUAUGGAUGCAUUCUACAAAAUUGCCAAAAUUGAAGGUGUGCCAGCUUUAUGGUCUGGACUUAGUCCGACACUAAUCCUAGCGCUUCCCUGCACAGUUAUAUAUUUUGUCUCAUAUGAACAAUUACGUUAUAGGAUGAAAACAACAUACAAUUCCAUGACAAGUACCACAACGCAACCAUUAUGGAUUCCACUUAUUGCUGGUGCCACUGCCCGAAUAACUGCUGUUACUAUAGUUAGCCCAUUAGAGCUAAUUCGAACUAAGAUGCAGUCUAAAAAAUUGACAUAUGCAGAAAUAACAUCGGCUUUACGUAACGUGAUAAAGUAUGAAGGCUACAGAGGCCUUUUCCGAGGUUUAGGGUCUACCCUAUUGAGGGAUGUGCCAUUCUCAGGCAUGUAUUGGACCAUGUUCGAGUCAACCAAGCGGGUAUUCAAUAGACCAGAUUCGGAAAAGAAUUCAUUUUUAUUCAACUUCUUCUGUGGCUCUGUGGCGGGUAGUGUUGCCGCAUUCAUUACUUUGCCCUUCGAUGUAGUGAAAACGCACCAACAAAUUGAACUGGGUGAAAAGGAAAUAUAUACAGAUGGGAAGGUACAGCAAAGAGCUUCAAACAUGAAAGACAUAGCCAAGAACAUUUACAAAAACCACGGUUUCAAAGGUUUAUUCACCGGUCUAUUGCCUCGAAUAUUCAAAGUAGCUCCAGCCUGUGCUAUAAUGAUUGCAACAUUUGAAUAUGGAAAACAAUUCUUUAGGAAAUACAACUCUCAAAAGUACAAAGAGAAUAUGCAAAGACAUCAAGAAGUAGUUCUGAUGGGCACCGCUAACAAUAACGACUACUCCUAGAAAUAUAGCCAUAAUACAAGACGACGAGUCGUUGUACAAUAUGUGAUAAUUAACUGUAUUACAGUUUGUGUAGAUUAAAUGUUUGUAGUGUUUUGGGGAAUAAGUCUGUUUCGUUUUUAUGGACAGGCUAGAGGUUGAUCAAAAGUGACUGCUACUCAAUUUAUGAGAAUAUCACACAAUUGAGUAGUAGUCAAUUUUGGAAAAAUGAAAUGUUUGUAAUGUUUUGAGGAACAAGUUGGAGCAACUGGUAUUUUGGGGUUCAUGCUCUGCGUGUUUCAAUCAUCCUCCAUGUAAUGAGACAAGUGGAAUGAUUUUGAUGUUAUAACUAUUCACAAACAUACAUAUCCGUUUUGAUGAAGACUGUACAUUGAUUGAGAUAACUUUCUGGUUCAAAUGUUUAUUUGAGAUGGUUAAUGAAACAUACAUUUAUGAUUAUUUAUGAACAAAACCAAUUAUUUUAAAGGAUUCCAUAAUAUUUUUUUGUAACAUUUAUUCAUGAGAGGCAGAUCUUUAUACGAUAUAUAUAUUUUACAAAUAAUGAAUUUCUGUGAUUAGUACUUAACAAAAGUAGGGAUUGAUUUUGACAAUAUUAGUGUUUAUAUGUAAAUCUUCACAUUAAUUCAUUAUUUUAAUAUAUUUAAAGUCAAGAUUUCUGUUUUCAAUUUAAAUAUUCUAGUGACUUGAUACUAAAUGUCAUAUCUAUAUUUUUUUUAGAUAUUUUGUUUUGUAAAUAACUAUAUUAUUGUUUUAUUAUGUUUUAUUCCAGUUGACUAGCUAGUGAAAGCUCUUAAAGAUAUGAUUCAUGUUAUUUAUCAUUCGCAUUGUAGGAAUACCAAUGUAUAUAAAUGUAAUGUCUAGUACAUAUUUCCAGAGAAAACAUGAAAUAUACACGAAGAGGAAAUA
Molecule: messenger RNA, 2081 nt
Organism: Amyelois transitella
Lineage: Eukaryota; Metazoa; Arthropoda; Insecta; Lepidoptera; Pyralidae
Product: probable mitochondrial glutathione transporter SLC25A40
Exons: 9
Coding region: 96-1178 (360 amino acids)
Biological process (GO): mitochondrial transmembrane transport
Source: RefSeq, a predicted model, not a curated record